Molecule: messenger RNA, 2097 nt
Organism: Callorhinchus milii (elephant shark)
Lineage: Eukaryota; Metazoa; Chordata; Chondrichthyes; Chimaeriformes; Callorhinchidae
Product: dihydropyrimidinase-related protein 2
Exons: 14
Coding region: 99-1829 (576 amino acids)
Cellular component (GO): cytoplasm; cytosol
Molecular function (GO): hydrolase activity, acting on carbon-nitrogen (but not peptide) bonds, in cyclic amides
Source: RefSeq, a predicted model, not a curated record
GAGAGAGAGAGAAAGAAAGAGCAGGAGAUGUGUUGUGGGCACCAGGGACAGCGACAGCACAGGGCGAGAGCUGAUGGCGUUACUGAAUAAUUCAGCAGAUGAGUGACCGACUGCUGGUCAAAGGCGGUAAAAUCGUCAACGAUGAUCAAUCCUUUUUUGCUGACAUUUACAUCGAGGACGGUCUCAUCAAGCAAAUCGGCGAGAAUCUGAUCGUGCCCGGCGGAGUGAAGACCAUCGACGCCCACGGGUGGAUGGUAAUUCCCGGGGGCAUCGAUGUGCACACGCGUCUGCAGAUGCCCAUCAAAGGGAUGAUCGCGGCCGAUGACUUCUUCCAGGGCACAAAAGCUGCUCUCGCUGGUGGCACCACCAUGAUUUUUGACCACGUGCUGGCGGAGCCCGGGAUCAGCCUGAUCACCGCCUUCGAGCAGUGGCGCGAGUGGGCGGACGGCAAGACCUGCUGCGACUACUCCCUGCACGUGGACAUCACCGAGUGGUACAAGGGGCUGCAGGAGGAGAUGGAGUUCUUGGUGAAGGAACACGGCGUCAACUCCUUCCUCGUGUACAUGGCUUACAAGGAUCACUACCAGUUAACUGACGCGCAGAUGUACGAGGCUUUGAGUGCCAUCCGUGACUUGGGAGCGAUCGCGCAGGUUCACGCCGAGAACGGAGACAUUAUCGCCGAGGAGCAACGUAGGAUCCUCUCCCUGGGAAUCACCGGACCUGAGGGACAUGUCCUGAGCAGGCCAGAAGAGGUUGAGGCCGAAGCAGUGAAUCGGGCCGUGACUGUUGCCAAUCAGACCAACUGCCCCCUGUAUAUAACCAAGGUGAUGAGCAAGACUGCCGCUGACGUCAUAGCCCAAGCCAGGAAGAAAGGUACCGUGGUGUAUGGGGAGCCCAUCACCGCCAGCCUUGGCACCGAUGGGUCUUAUUACUGGAGCAAGAACUGGGCCAAAGCUGCAGCUUUCGUCACCUCCCCUCCUCUCAGCCCCGACCAGACCACCCCGGACUACCUCAACUCCCUCCUCUCUUGUGGGGACUUGCAGGUCACAGGAAGUGCUCACUGCACUUUCAACACCGCUCAGAGAGCGUUGGGGAAGGAUGACUUCACGCUGAUUCCCGAGGGGACUAACGGAGUUGAGGAAAGAAUGUCCAUCAUUUGGGACAAAGCUGUGGUAUCCGGCAAGAUGGACGAGAACCAGUUCGUGGCCGUGACCAGCACCAACGCAGCCAAGAUCUUCAACCUGUACCCCCGCAAGGGCCGGGUGGCGGUGGGCUCGGACGCUGACCUCGUCAUCUGGGACCCCGACGUGGUCAAGACCCUCACGGCGAAGUCCCACAACCUGGCGGUGGAAUACAACAUCUUUGAAGGGAUGGAGUGUCGUGGGGCGCCUCUGGUGGUCAUCAGUCAGGGCAAAAUCGUCCUGGAGGACGGGACCAUUCACACCAGCGAGGGCUCAGGCCGUUUCAUCCCCAGGAAGCCCUUCCCUGACUACGUGUACAAGAGAAUAAAGGCGAGAAGCAAGCUGACGGAACUGCGCGGGGUCCCGCGGGGGCUGUACGACGGGCCCGUGUGCGACGUGCCAGCGACCCCCAAGUCCGUGACCCCCGCCUCCUCGGCCCGCACCUCCCCGGCCAAACAACAGCAACAACAGCAGCAGCAGCAGCAGCAGCAACAACAACAACAGGGUGCCCCGAUGAGGAACCUGCACCAGUCUGGAUUCAGUUUGUCCGGUAAAUGUGCUCAGAUAGAUGACAACUUGCCGCGCCGUACCGGACAGCGUAUAGUGGCUCCUCCUGGAGGCCGGGCAAACAUCACGACCCUGGGGUAAACUUCCGGCCCCAACAGCAGCGGCAGAACCUUUCUGUUUGUUUUCUCCUCUCUCCCCCCUCUUUCCCCCCCCCCCCCCCCUCUCUCUCUCCCUCUCCCUCCCCCUUUCCAUGUUCGUUUGCGUUAAGAGCCUGUGACGGUCGCUGUGGACGAAGCGAGCUCGAUCCCGGGCCCCCUUGGACGCGUGCACGCAGGUGCGCUCACGUGCAUGCGCUCGUGGGCGCCCGCGCGUGCGUCUGUGCCCGUGCGCGGUGCGCGUACGCGUGUCU